This is a messenger RNA of Trachymyrmex cornetzi, 2403 nucleotides long. It is a transcript of the gene MESK2, whose product is annotated as misexpression suppressor of KSR 2. NCBI's taxonomy places the organism in Eukaryota, Metazoa, Arthropoda, Insecta, Hymenoptera, Formicidae. The record is from RefSeq and is a predicted model, not a curated record. The transcript is spliced from 10 exons. The coding region runs from base 510 to 1934 and encodes 474 amino acids.
AUUGACCAGUCAGUAGUUGAAGGAGCCGUGCACUUAGUAAUCGUACGACGUCGUUAGGAACACCGUGUGAUCUUUAACGACAGUCCCAUCACGGUGCUCCGUCUUCGCACAUCUCGUAACGUCACAUCGAAAAACGUGUAUCGAGCAGGCGAUCGGCUAUCAAAUCCGUAUAGGGCGCGAUUGCUUCCAAUUACGCGCGUUUCCUUUAAAACAAGGUGACCUUACCGCGAUCGAGGAGCAAACGAACCCAUUAGGGUUUUCAUAGUAAACGUUUAAAGACCGCGCGAAAGCUGCAACUCUUCUUCAGUACGCGGACCCCGCAGCGGAACUCACGCAGGAAGAGCGGCAACUGCAGCAACGCCUCAGCUCUUGGCACCUUCAAGGCAAGUCUUCGCUGAGAGGACCUCAGCCUACCUAGACGGUGAAAAUCAUCUCCAACCAGCACGACGAUUUAUUAGGUGUCAAGUGAGAGACAGUAUUGCGAACGAAGCAGGACAAAAGGUUACGCCAUGCCGGCAGGUACUGGCGCUUCGUACAGGUCCUUAGGCGACCUGGGCGAAGACGUUUACAAAAGCACGACCAUCGUGGACCAGACACAGACUACCGGCCAGAGCGUUCUCGACUCCGUGAAGAAGGCUUUUAGCUUCACCUCACCGAAGACUGAGAUGCGAAAAAAGGACCCGCUGAUCGAGGAUCGUCGCGAAAGCGUCUCGAUUGUCCCAAGGGAGAGAAACAGGAUGCCAACAGCAGCCACUGCCGAGGAAUCUGCUCUAUUGGGCACGAUGCCGUCCGAUAGCAUGGAUGACAUCGAGCUAAAAAACAUUCAGUUGCAAUUUCCGGCACUGCGAUAUCUCUCCAGAGAUGACAGCUCUGUACGGGAAGAAAGGGUGGAGACCGACAAGGGAAGUUUGCUGGUAGCGGUGCAAGGAAAUCGAGCGAAACCAGCUAUCCUUACUUAUCACGAUCUAGGCCUUAACUACAUCUCGAGCUUCCAGGCGUUCUUUAAUUACAUCGAUAUGCGUGUUCUACUCGAAAACUUUUGCGUAUAUCAUGUAAACGCACCCGGACAAGAGGAAGGCUCACCGACACUACCCGAAGAUUUUACUUAUCCGUCCAUGGAAGAGCUGGCCGAACAGCUGCUCUUCGUUCUUGGCCACUUUGGCAUAAAAUCUGUAAUUGGUUUCGGAGUCGGGGCUGGUGCCAAUAUACUGGCAAGAUUUGCACUCGCCCAUCCGGAGAAAGUAAAUGCACUGUGCCUGAUAAACUGCGUAUCCACGCAGGCAGGAUGGAUCGAGUGGGGUUAUCAAAAGUUGAAUGUACGCCACCUGAGAUCGCAGGGUAUGACCCAGGGUGUUCUUGACUAUUUGAUGUGGCAUCAUUUUGGCAGGGGGACCGAAGAACGGAAUCACGAUCUGGUUCAAGUAUACAAGAACUAUUUUGAGCGUCGUGUGAAUCCAACGAAUCUUGCAUUAUUUAUCGACAGUUAUGUUCGUCGCACGGAUUUGAACAUAACAAGGGAACUGGACCCAACGCGCAAGAAGGAAGGAUUGACGCUUAGUGUGCCGGUGAUGAACAUCACGGGUGCUUUAAGUCCUCAUGUUGACGAUACCGUAACGUUAAAUGGACGUUUGGAUCCGACAAACAGUUCUUGGAUGAAAAUAUCGGAUUGCGGUAUGGUAUUGGAAGAACAACCGGGUAAAGUAAGCGAGGCAUUCCGAUUAUUUCUUCAAGGCGAAGGAUACGUGGUGAGAUCCCCGCGGAAGCCCGUGAAGCCGACAACACCCGAAGUGGCCCCGCUGUCGCCGUUAAAAAUGGCCGAUUACAGACUGGCUUCAUUGGAAGGACUAAAUCACGUUUGCAGCAAGAAGAUCGACUGGCCUACCGCGACCAUACACAUCACGGAGAAUCCGAUAUCAGAGGCAGUCGUCUGUUAAAUGUUAACCGCCGAAUUCUACCACCACUCUCAAUUUUCGUUACGUAAUCAAACGAGCAUAAUCGAACGGUGAAGCGAUUCAAUAAUUUAGAAAGGUUUCGUCGGGCAACGAUCCUUCGCGGCACUAAUUGUUGAUUCCUUUCCGAAGCUUUUUCAUCGGCACCACAUUUACUUUAAUCGCGAUUUGCGCUGAAUCGACCACACGCGUUCGAAAUAAAUGUUUAAUUCUAAAUGACUAUGAAGUUAAGAGCUUUAAAGAUAGAAUUUACUACUAACAGAUAUCAGAUCUUUUAUCGAUAUUCUACUUGCUCGACAUGCAAUGUUGUUAGGAACAGUAUUAAGGAUAAAUGAGAGAACAAUAUGUUACUGCUGCGUUAUUGGAUAUACAUAUAUAAAUAAUAAAUUUUAAUUUUUUCUUUCUAAACGGUUCAAUGAAUGGUGCAAAGCGUCUUUUAAGAAUUCAUUCUUUA